Molecule: messenger RNA, 2541 nt
Organism: Epithele typhae
Lineage: Eukaryota; Fungi; Basidiomycota; Agaricomycetes; Polyporales; Epitheliaceae
Product: gamma-tubulin complex DGRIP91/SPC98 component
Exons: 14
Coding region: 1-2541 (846 amino acids)
Biological process (GO): mitotic cell cycle; spindle assembly; cytoplasmic microtubule organization
Cellular component (GO): centrosome; spindle pole; equatorial microtubule organizing center
Molecular function (GO): microtubule minus-end binding; gamma-tubulin binding
Source: RefSeq, a predicted model, not a curated record
AUGUCCGCACACCUCGAAUCCCUUGUCUUGUCCCUGGUUCCUCGCGCUCGUCAAGAUGAUGUCUUGAAGCGCCAGCUUGUGGCCCACUGUGAAGAGAUCUUGAGUAGUCAUAUCGGGCAUUCUGUGGAGAAGGACAUAGGGCAUCUGUCGGAUUUGAUAAAGCGUCACCUUUUACAGACCAACACCUCUGGAGGCUCGAGUCCUCUCCGAUUCACGAACCUCUUAUCGAGGCUACUUGAACAGAAAGCAUGCCUCCCUGCAAUUCCUAUACUCGCUCGCUCUACUCCCACUCCAACUCCACUAUCUUCCACCUUCCUUCCCUCUCUCGCGCCCCCACCGCCAUCAAUACCUUCUUCGAAGGCGACUACACCCAUUGAUGCGCGGUCACCACAUCCCGGACCCCGAGGCAGGAGCAAGGCUGAUCUCCUUCUGCAAUACAGGCGACAGAUAGGCCAGUCUCACAUUCCUGAACACCUCAUUCUACGUGACACGUUGUAUCUACUGCAAGGGAUUUCUGGCAAGUAUGUCGAAUUUUCCGUCAGCAAAGAUGCGGAACAGAACAAGGAGCUCGUAUUCGCAGAGGAUCCGCAGUAUCACAUACCGCCACCUACUAGAGCCUUAAUCCUCCGACUUGCCGAGGUUGGCCACUUGUACCAGCGAGUCGACUCGUUCGUGCGCGAGCGUGAGGGAAAAGUUGGGGUCGGGAUGAUUGAGCAGAGCCUCUGUCAUCACCUUCAAUCACAACUCACCGAAUACUAUAAACUCAUUGCCAUCCUGGAGUCACAAAUGUCAACUUCCCAUCCGGUGGAUGACGGACGUCCAAAUGGUGUCGACGAAGAGCGGACUGGGGAAGAGGAGACCGGGCUUACGCUCAAACGACUCGACGUCUGGAUCGAGGACUGGAGGCUACGGAUGCGUAUGAUGAGUGUUUGCGUUGAAGGCGCGAAAGAUGCCCAUGGAGGCGCCCUAGUGAACUUGAUUCACGGCUAUGCAGAGAACGGCGAUCCAUUUAUUCGCAAAUUUACCAACCAGUUACUAGAAGAGGUCUCAAAACCUUUUUUCGCGACGUUGCAUAGAUGGCUGUUUUCCGGAGAACUCGCAGAUCCGUUCUCCGAAUUCUUCGUUGCCGUCGACCCUGAUCUCGCGCAUCUACAGUAUAUGCAGCCAUCUUUGCAAGGCAUUGGUCAAUUAGCCAACGAUGGUGGGUUCGGUGGAGGUGAUAUGGAAGACACCUCAGAAGAGCACGCGGGCGGUCUUCAGCUCUGGGAACAGAAAUACCGUUUUCAGAAGGAUAUGCUCCCUGCGUUCGUCGGGGAAACAUUUGGUCGCAAGAUUUUUUCUACUGGCAAGAGUUUGAACUUCAUCCGAUAUAGUUGCCACGAUAGCGACUGGGUAGCUACAAGAGAAAGGUUGAGCAACACUGGCGGCACCCUACAAUAUAGUGACAUUGUAGGACUAGAGCGUUCCAUCGACAACGCGUACCAGAUUGCCAGCCAACGCCUCUUUGACGUGUUUUUCGACAAAUAUCGACUACUCGACCACCUUAUGGCGUAUAAGAACUACCUCUUGCUCGGAUACGGAGACUUCGCUGAACAGCUUAUGGAUACCCUGGGACCAAGCUUGUCACGGCCAGCAAAUGCUCUCUAUCGCCAUAACCUCACCGCCACGCUUGAGUCCGCCCUUCGCUCAACAAACGCACAGAACGAUCCGCCGGACGUGCUUCGCAGGCUCGACGCACGUAUGCUCGAGUACUCGCACGGGGAGAUCGGAUGGGACGUUUUCACGCUAGAAUACAAGGUUGACGCACCGAUUGACACGGUACUCGAUCCCGCCGCGAUUGUCAAGUAUCUCAAACUGUUCCACCAUCUAUGGAAAGUCAAGCGCAUUUCGAGCACGCUCAACAGCACAUGGAUGCGAGUUGCGGGUGGGGCGAAGACCUUCCUCCGUGUACCCGAGCUAGAGUACGACUGGCACCAGAUACGCCUUGUGAUGGCUGAGAUGGUGCACUUCAUACGCCAGCUUGAGACUUACUGCCAUCUCGAGGUCAUCGAAUGCUCUUGGCAAGACCUCUUCCAGUUCAUUCAAAAGAAAGAGGGUGACCUCGAUGCCCUGAUCGAGAACCAUCGCGCAUAUCUCGACCGCAUGGUCAAGAAGGUACUCUUACUCAGUCCAAAGGCCGGUCGAGAAGAGAACAUGCUCAAUCAUGUCCGGGAAGUCUUCACACUGAUCUUACAGUUCCGUGAGGCUGCGGAUGACCUGUACAACUACUGUCUUUCUGAGUCGGCACGGAGGGAUGCGGAGAAAGAUACUGCGAGAGGCGUUUACACGCGCGUCGAUCCCAACGCUGGCCGCUAUACCCAAGAAUCACUCCCGGAUAUCCUUUCUCGCGUCAAGGACUACGGCUCAGCAUUCUCAGAGCGUGUUCAGACGAUCGUACAGGGUCUGGCCACACAUCCCGAUCUCGACUGUCGCUUCUUGGGGAUACGGCUUUCUUUCUCAGACUUCUACAAGACGAAGAAGGACCAGCCGCAGCGGGCUUGA